UUAUUAUACGUCAAUAUUGACUAUCUUCUUUUAGUAGUCUAAAAAUUCUACGAUAACAGGUGCGUAACACAACUACACCACAACCACGCAACAAUACACGUCAGCGCAAUACACAUGCGUCAUUUCUAUGGUAACAGCUUGCAGUUCGACGCCGUAAACAGAGGGUUAAGAGUCUCAAUUGUUUCGUAAAUCGCGGUUUAGUUGGGUGUCACUGGUCAAAGCUCCAAAGAAGGGAGCGAAGCUCUCUUUUUUACGCAGUAUGUCAGUAGAAGGACAAUUUUUUCUUUCCGUUACCGGUUCCAUCGAAUAUGCAGAGUUCUAUGAUGUCAAUAACGCUUACUGCAAGUACAGCUUUUAUUUCGGACCAGACUGGAGUGUCGUUGCGGGAAUCGAGGAGGGACUUACGCAAAUGUGCAAGUGCAGUAACGAUCCAAGGAACCUCGCCGUUUGGAAUUUUCCAUUAGACAUUACAUUCAAGAGUACAAACCCGCACGGAUGGCCGCAGCUUAUCAUGUCGAUUUAUGGCUUGGAUCUCUUCGGCCACGACGUCAUUAGAGGAUACGGGGUCUGUCAUUUGCCUCUGAAAACCGGACGUCAUGAGAAAAGGGUGCCGAUCUACGUGCCGGAGUCGUCAUCCACGCUGCAGCACUUCGUGCAAUGGUUAACCGGCAGGAGACCGGAAUUAAUUGAUCCCACUAUACUGGCAUCCGGCGGCGGCAGAGAACUCACACGCAUGAGGGUCGAGGGAGCUGUUACCAUAACGUUCAACGUCGUUUUGAAGGAUUUGUUCAAGUUGGGUUACGACAACGGCGAGAAAUGGAAGAAAUGAUAACGCGUUCGUAAAGUCUCUCUCAGCCUGAAGAGGAUUACCUUCCGCCAGGGGGCGGAUUAUCUUAUCAAAGAGCUACAAUGCAUAAUCCUGUUUUAUAAAUAAUAUUUUGAUGAAUAAACGAGGUGUGAUUUUUCCCGUAUAA
This is a messenger RNA of Monomorium pharaonis (pharaoh ant), 974 nucleotides long. It is a transcript of the gene B9d1, whose product is annotated as B9 domain-containing protein 1. The transcript has 5 exons. Bases 260 to 829 code for a protein of 189 amino acids. Gene Ontology annotation, biological process: cilium assembly. Gene Ontology annotation, cellular component: MKS complex. NCBI's taxonomy places the organism in Eukaryota, Metazoa, Arthropoda, Insecta, Hymenoptera, Formicidae. The record is from RefSeq and is a predicted model, not a curated record.